CCUGGUCCUCUAUGAGCACACUACAGCAGCUGCAAGCCCAUGACAUGUGCCCAGCCUGCUGCGUCUGUGGCCCCCAGCUCCACUCUUGAUUGACUUUGGAUGUCAGCUCAGAGGGGCACAGGAGUUUUAAGGAAGAGUCUCAAUUUUUUUUAAUUUAUUGUGCUUUUUUUUUGGUCAAUCUGUCAAUCUGGGGCUGUUAUCUGAUGACAUGAUGACUGCCAAAACUAUAGAGAAAAUCCCAGUGACUAUUGGUGGAUUUGUGCAUCAGAUGCCAGAGGCUUUUUACCCUGUGGAUGAGUCUUCAUUGCCCACCUCUGUCACCAUCUUCCCUAAUGUCGAUCCAUUUGAACAGAUGACUGGAGAUGGCAUGAUCAAUGUGGACAUGAACGGCGACAAGAGGUCCCUGGAUCUAUCCUACUCGGGCUACCCCUCUGCUCCUCGCAACCAGACCUUCACCUAUAUGGGCAAGUUCUCCAUUGACCCCCAGUACCCAGGGGCUAGCUGGAACCCAGAGGGCUUCUUUAACAUCGUCAGUGCCGGCAUCCUGGGAGUGACCCCCUCUUCAUCAUCCUCCACAACUUCUUCCAACGCCUCCUCCCUGUCCCCCAACCUGAGCUGCAGCAUGGCGCACGGCCAGAACGACCUGGAGCACAUGUACUCGCCCCCUCCGUACUCCAGCUGCGCCGAGAUCCCCGUCUACCAGGACAGCUCGGCCUUCCUCAGCACGGGCACCCCUCUCUCCUACCCACCGCCGUCCUACCCUUCCCCCAAACCAGCCUCGGACGGCCCCAUAUUCAACAUGAUGCCGGAGUACCCACCUCUCUUCCCAAACACCUGCCAAAGAGACCUGCACCCCAUGACAGACCGCAAGCCCUUCCCGUGCCCCUUGGACUCCAUCAGGGUGCCCCCUCCUCUCACCCCUCUGUCCACCAUCCGCAAUUUCUCCCUAGGGGGCGCCACCAACGAGGGAUCCCGGCUCCCCAGUGCCUACAGCCCCCCAAAUCUUCCUCUGCGACCCAUCCUCAGACCCAGGAAAUACCCCAACCGCCCGAGCAAGACUCCGGUGCACGAGAGACCCUAUCCGUGCCCGGCGGAAGGCUGCGAUCGCCGCUUCUCCCGGUCUGAUGAACUGACCAGGCACAUUCGCAUCCACACCGGUCACAAGCCUUUCCAGUGCCGCAUCUGCAUGAGAAACUUUAGCCGCAGCGAUCACCUGACGACGCACAUCCGCACCCACACGGGGGAGAAGCCUUUCGCCUGCGACUAUUGCGGCAGAAAGUUUGCCCGCAGCGACGAGCGCAAGCGACACACCAAGAUCCACCUGCGACAGAAGGAGAGGAAGAGCUCGGCGAGCGGAGCGACGGCGGCACCUAGCGGCAGCACGGGGAACGACCGCUCGCUCGGCCUCAGCCCUUGCUCUGCAGCUUCCUCCAGCAGCGCUCAGAUGGGACUGUGUCCUAAUAGGACAUCAUAGGGACAUCAAAGGGACAAUAAUAGGGAUUAAUAUCACUGUCAUUCCAGGGCCAGCACCACUAUACGUAGAGUUACUGGGACUCAGACUGGAAGAUGCUGGCUCAGGUACUGCAGAGAGGAUGCUGCUCUCAGUGUGACAGCCAUUGUGUUGUGGAGAGUGUCUGUUCCGUGUUCCAUCAGUGUUCACUCUGUACUUUACAGCACUGGUCCUAUAGGAGACUACUAACUAGCCAGAUGUAUACAGGGAGGGCCCCAUCUGUAAAGACUAGCACUACAAUGUCAGGGGCCUAGUCUAACUAAGCCCGGCUAGGUGCGUUUGUGGCCACGAUCAGCCAAUCUCUCAGACGUCAUCUUAAAAAUGGAGGCGGUACAGAUGGAAAGGAUUUUCGCUAAAGUCGGUACAUGUAUGCAGUUAGGGGUGGUUUCACGCGCAGCCGUUUCUCGGUGCAAUUUUUGACACUUUUAUUUAGACGCGAAACCAAAAGUAAUGGGAAAAAACUAAGCAAGAGCUUAGCCUGACUGCGCAGCAUGUCAACGGUUUGUGGGAUUAUCUGCGCAGGUCUGACCAUCUGCGCCAACUCCGCAUCAAAUCCGAAAGUAAGCCAUGCGGAUUUGGUGAGGAAACGCAGAGAAAUCCGCACGGAAAUCCAUGAGGAAUUUCUGUUUUCAAACCCGCGCUGGUGUGCAGGUACCCUUAGGGCAGGUUUUAGGGCUCAUGGACACAAACGUAUUUGUUUUCUGUAUCCAUUCUUUUUUUUUUUUUUUGCUGCCCGUAGGCAGAACCAUUCACUUCAAUGGGUCCGAAAAAAGAAAAGAAAAGAAAAUUACUCCGUGUGUGUAUUCCGUUUCCGUAUAUCCAUUCCGUAA
This is a messenger RNA of Bufo bufo (common toad), 2340 nucleotides long. It is a transcript of the gene EGR2, whose product is annotated as early growth response 2. Gene Ontology annotation, biological process: regulation of transcription by RNA polymerase II. Gene Ontology annotation, molecular function: DNA-binding transcription factor activity, RNA polymerase II-specific; RNA polymerase II cis-regulatory region sequence-specific DNA binding. The transcript is spliced from 2 exons. NCBI's taxonomy places the organism in Eukaryota, Metazoa, Chordata, Amphibia, Anura, Bufonidae. The coding region runs from base 209 to 1474 and encodes 421 amino acids. The record is from RefSeq and is a predicted model, not a curated record.